Messenger RNA from Microcebus murinus (gray mouse lemur), 5203 nucleotides. The record is from RefSeq and is a predicted model, not a curated record. NCBI's taxonomy places the organism in Eukaryota, Metazoa, Chordata, Mammalia, Primates, Cheirogaleidae.
UCCGGCGCGGGCCUCGACGAUUUCUCCCCCUCCCCCCGCCAUCGCCCUCAGCCUUCCUACCCCCCGCCCUUCCACCAUGGCCGCCUCUGUGUGGUGUGGGGAGAAGCUGGUCCUCCGUGUCCUCCUAUAGCGCUUACUGCCUCACCUUCACCCCUUAGGGGCCGGAUCCAAAGAAGCCUCGCUCCCCAACCCUUGGGGCACCAGCCAGGAAGGUUUCCUACCCCCUACUUCAGGGGCAGGACUCCUCUUUUCCCCCCACCAGGAAACGGGGUAGAAACUUAGGGUUUUCCCUUCUCUUAGUGUCAGAAGCUCUUAGGGUCCACCACUUCAGGGGCGGAAGCCUCUCCUGCCCUUCCCAUAGGGGCACAGACCUUUACCCACUAUACUUCGGCGCUAACGGCUUUCCUUCAGCACUGCCACUGCAAAGUCAGGACCUAGAGGACCGUCCGCCUUCACCCGCUCCGCAGGCGCGGCCUUUUGGAGGGAGGAGUGGAGAGGACAGGGACCCUUGCCCCCUCUCCCCCCACUUGUUCCUCUUGCUCCCGGUCCCUGGCAACCCAGAGUUCCCCAUUUCUAGGACUCUCCACCCAUCCACUCCCUGACCUUUUCCUGUCUCCUGGCUGCAGCCAUGGAGUUACAGAAGGGAAAAGGGACAGCAGCAGCAGCUGCUUCGGGAGCAGCGGGAGGUGGAGGAGGAGGAGCGGGAGCAGGAGCCCCAGGAGGGGGGAGGCUGCUACUUUCAACCAGUUUGGAUGCCAAGGAUGAGUUAGAGGAGAGGUUGGAAAGGUGUAUGAGCAUUGUGACGUCGAUGACUGCUGGUGUCUCUGAGAGAGAGGCCAAUGAUGCCCUCAAUGCCUACGUAUGCAAAGGGCCCCCCCAGCAUGAGGAAAUCUGCCUGGGCCUCUUUACUCUUGUUCUUACUGAACCUGCCCAAGCCCAGAAGUGUUACCGUGACUUGGCUCUGGUGAGUCGUGAUGGCAUGAAUAUUGUCCUGAAUAAAAUCAACCAGAUACUUAUGGAGAAGUACCUGAAGUUGCAGGAUACCUGCCGUACUCAGUUGGUGUGGUUGGUUCGGGAACUAGUGAAGAGUGGGGUUCUGGGAGCCGAUGGUGUGUGCAUGACGUUUAUGAAGCAAAUAGCAGGUGGAGAUGUUACAGCCAAAAAUAUCUGGUUGGCAGAAAGUGUUCUGGAUAUCCUGACGGAGCAGAGGGAGUGGGUACUGAAGAGCAGCAUCCUCAUCGCCAUGGCUGUUUACACAUACCUCCGCCUCAUCGUCGACCACCACGGGACCGCCCAGCUUCAGGCUCUGCGGCAGAAGGAAGUGGACUUCUGCAUCUCACUGCUUCGGGAGCGGUUCAUGGAAUGUUUGAUGAUUGGUCGAGACCUUGUAAGACUACUCCAGAAUGUUGCUAGGAUACCAGAAUUUGAACUGCUUUGGAAAGAUAUUAUCCAUAACCCUCAGGCUUUGAGUCCUCAGUUCACAGGUAUCCUGCAGCUUCUUCAGUCAAGAACGUCCCGAAAAUUCCUAGCAUGUCGUCUAACCCCAGACAUGGAGACUAAGCUCCUCUUCAUGACAUCCCGGGUACGGUUUGGUCAACAAAAGCGAUAUCAGGAUUGGUUCCAGCGCCAGUACCUGUCAACUCCAGAUAGUCAGUCUCUGCGCUGUGACCUCAUUCGCUACAUCUGUGGGGUAGUCCACCCUUCUAAUGAAGUACUGAGUUCAGAUAUCUUGCCUCGGUGGGCCAUCAUUGGUUGGCUCCUGACAACAUGCACGUCAAAUGUUGCUGCCUCUAAUGCCAAGCUGGCUUUGUUUUACGACUGGCUGUUCUUUAGUCCAGACAAGGAUAGCAUUAUGAACAUAGAACCGGCUAUCCUGGUCAUGCAUCACUCCAUGAAGCCUCACCCAGCCAUCACUGCCACACUCCUGGACUUCAUGUGCCGCAUUAUUCCCAACUUCUAUCCACCACUGGAGGGCCACGUGCGGCAAGGUGUCUUUUCCUCCCUCAACCACAUUGUGGAGAAACGGGUCUUGGCACACCUGGCUCCCCUGUUUGACAAUCCUAAAUUGGAUAAGGAGCUGCGGGCAAUGCUGAGAGAGAAGUUUCCUGAAUUCUGCAGCUCACCAUCCCCACCUGUGGAAGUUAAAAUUGAGGAGCCAGUUUCCAUGGAGAUGGACAACCAUAUGUCGGAUAAGGAUGAGAGUUGCUACGACAACGCGGAGGCAGCCUUCAGUGACGACGAGGAGGAUCUCAAUAGCAAAGGAAAGAAGAGAGAGUUUCGCUUCCACCCUAUCAAGGAGACAGUCGUGGAGGAGCCUGUUGAUAUCACCCCUUACCUUGACCAGUUGGAUGAGUCCCUAAGGGACAAAGUACUCCAGCUACAGAAGGGGAGUGAUACGGAGGCCCAGUGUGAGGUCAUGCAGGAAAUUGUGGACCAGGUCCUGGAGGAAGACUUUGACUCGGAGCAGCUGUCUGUCCUUGCUUCCUGCCUGCAGGAGCUCUUCAAGGCCCACUUUCGAGGGGAAGUGCUGCCUGAGGAGAUUACCGAGGAGUCCCUGGAGGAGUCUGUAGGAAAGCCUCUCUACCUAAUAUUUAGGAACCUAUGCCAGAUGCAGGAAGACAACAGCAGCUUCUCUCUGCUUCUGGACCUUCUCUCUGAGCUAUAUCAGAAGCAGCCCAAGAUUGGCUACCACCUGCUCUACUACCUGAGGGCCAGCAAAGCUGCUGCGGGGAAGAUGAACCUGUACGAGUCAUUUGCCCAGGCCACUCAGCUGGGCGACCUGCACACAUGCCUAAUGAUGGACAUGAAGGCCUGCCAGGAGGACGACGUGCGGCUACUGUGCCACCUCACACCCUCCAUCUACACAGAGCUGCAGGAGCUGGUCUGCCAUGUGAUGAUGGGGAACCUGGUCAUGUUUCGAAAAGACUCAGUCCUCAACAUACUCAUUCAGAGCCUGGACUGGGAAACCUUUGAGCAAUAUUGUGCCUGGCAGCUCUUCCUGGCCCACAACAUCCCCCUGGAGACCAUAAUCCCCAUCCUGCAGCACCUCAAAUACAAGGAGCACCCAGAGGCCCUGUCCUGCCUCCUGCUUCAGCUCCGAAGAGAGAAGCCCAGCGAGGAGAUGGUGAAGAUGGUGCUGAGCCGGCCCUGCCACCCUGACGACCAGUUCACCACCAGCAUCCUGCGGCACUGGUGCAUGAAGCACGACGAGCUGCUGGCCGAGCACAUCAAGUCCUUGCUCAUCAAGAACAACAGCCUCCCUCGAAAGAGACAGAGCCUGAGGAGCUCCAGCAGCAAGCUCGCCCAGCUGACUCUGGAGCAGAUCCUGGAGCACCUGGAUAACCUGCGGCUCAACCUGACCAACACCAAGCAGAACUUUUUUAGCCAGACCCCAAUCCUCCAGGCGCUGCAGCAUGUCCAGGCGAGCUGUGACGAAGCCCACAAGAUGAAGUUCAGUGAUCUCUUCUCCCUGGCAGAGGAAUAUGAGGACUCUUCCACCAAACCACCCAAGAGCCGGCGAAAAGCAGCUCUGUCCAGCCCUCGAAGUCGUAAGAAUGCCACACAGCCCCCCAAUGCUGAAGAGGAGUCCGGCUCCAGCAGUGCUUCGGAGGAAGAAGACACAAAACCGAAGCCCACCAAGCGGAAACGAAAAGGGUCCUCUGCAGUGGGUUCUGACAGUGACUGAGGCCCUAUGGUCCCCAUCCCACCCCAGUUGGACUGUCCUCUUCUCCUUGCUGAAUCAAAGGUUAAUAGGGGCAGGGGAGGUAAAAGGGGAACCACGCUCUUCCAUCCCAAGCUCACCCGGUGAGGAGGAUGAGCUUCCUCCUCUGGCCCAGCCUGAGAAGCUGCCAUGCAGCCCCAGCCCCUCCCCUCCUCUCCUGGGGCCCCCAGCCCCUCACACUGCUGCCCCCACUGAUGUUUGGGUUCUCACUGAAGCCAGAGGUUGUGCAAAAUAGGACCACGGCGGAAGUCCUCAGCCCCCUGACUCCUCCCCUAGCCUCCUCCCCAGUCUCUGAAAGAGCCAUUUCAACAGAGAAGGGAAAUGACAAAGGAGCGGCUGGCCAGAGAAACUAGGAUGACAGUAGAGACUCCAUGUGUAGGUGUCCCUUCCUGCUUCCCCUUCAGGUCUUGAUUUGCUCUGAACAGGCAUUUUAUGGUCAUUCCCUCCAUGCACCAGUAUGAAAUGGCUAUCUAAUCUGAGUGGUCAGGCUUCCCAUUCCCAGCCAGGGGGCAGAUGUCAUAAGCAUUCAGGAAAGAACCUGAAAGGGUGGCCACAGCCCGACAUGGUGUGCCCUGGAGGCUUGGGUUGGCCUGAGAGGUUGGCACCUCAAGCCGGUUCCACAGAACUGUCAAGUGGUCCCAUUUCCUUGGGUCUGUUUUCUUUUUCUUUUCUUUCUAUUUUUUUGGCAGAGAUAAUCGAGUCUUAAAAGUUGGUUUUAAAUGACAAUAAAACUAGCCAGAAUGUAUUUUGUGCUGGAGUUUCCACAGGCAUCAGGCACUGACCUCGUGCAUGUACAGGUGGUCUUGAUUUAAUUGGCACCUUAGUUGUAGCCUCAUAACAUCCCCCUUUUCCCUUCUGCCCUGCCCUCCCUUUUGUCUAGAGCAGGAGGGACUUGGCUUUGCCCCCCCCCCGCCCCCCAUUCUCCCUGCUACCACUGGAGGUGGGAGCCAGGCACUGACCUGUCUGUGCAGAAACUGAUGCUGGCACCAUCUCCCUGUAGGCUGAGGUCUGUCCACACCCAUUUCUCCUCCAAGAAACUAGAGGCUUCCAAAAACUAAUGUCUGUUGUACUCACUCUAAUUUAUUCAGUCUGUAUGCUCCAGUUACUGGAGGGCCUACUGCUUGAUGGGGGAGCGAUGCUCCAACUUGGCUCCAAGGACAAAAGUGUGCCUGGUGGAUGGGGCGCCUCUUCCUUUCACAGUCUGGCCACUUGCUUGUCCACAUGUACGUUGGCCAUGCCUUUUGUUCUCCUACUGUCCAGAGGGGUUGGCGGGGGGCUGAGGAGAGAGGAGCGAAGUUUGGACUAACUGCAGGCAGCUCCUCCUGUUCAGGCUGCAAAUUUCUCUGUUUACAGAAUCAAGGUCUCCCCUCCCUCAAAGCUGCUACUGCUUCCUUUGAAAAUCUAAACCACUGGAGGCCUCUUUUUCCUUCCUCUUUCCUUCCCCAGUUUCCUUUGCGCCAAUUAAAAUCAGGAUGGAAAGCA